AUUUUGAUACCUGUAGUAUUUAUCUGGGUGCGUGGGUGCCUGGGAAUUGGGAAAUAACGUAUAGCAUGGCCAGACGAGAGUGGUGGUGCCACCGGCCACGAGCAUAUAAAAGGGAACGUUUCCAGUCGUAGCGAUUCCAUUCAGUCGAACUCUUUGGUUCAGUCGAGUACCAGCACGCAUCGUCUUCGUCUAUUCAGAAUCUACCCAGCAGCAAUUGAGCAAGAUAUAUUAGAGGCUACACGAUAGCUCCCUUUGUAUUUCGUUUGAACAAGAACUUUGGACGAACGGAUCAAAAAUCAAACAACAUGAGUGCUGCAUUUCGAUUGGCUCUCUUUAGUUUGCUGCUUAUCAUCCACUCUGCUCGACCCAUGAGUGUCGCCAAGAGGCAGAGUGGCAACAACGGCCAAGCAACGCUAUGCGGACUCCACACUCCCUGCGGUUGGGGAGUAUACAAUUCAAAUACACGCCAGAUGGACUAUUUCGUCCGAAACAUCUGCACGUGCAACCGACCGCAAGAGCGUUGCUUGCGUGCGGGCGACGAUGUAUCCAUCUCAGCUUACGUCUACCGUUGCGUCCGGAGUCGAACUUCUCCACUGGCCGGAGGCAGCGCUUCUGCCGUCGGUGCCGGAAGAAGCUCAAUUGAUACGGCGGCCAAUUUGAUCGACAUGAAAUUGUGAACAUUCAACAAAUACAAAAAAAAAAAAAAGUGAAAAGAGUAUUAAAAAAGAAACGAAAAAAUGUAUGCGCAAAAAAAACCCACCUACUUAAAAAGCGAACAAAUGGCUUUUUUUAAAAACCUUCAUACUCACUUUGAUUUUGUUCCUCUGCGCGUCAGUGUUUAUUAUAUCUUAUUCUGAUCCUGACAAA
Daphnia pulex (common water flea) is the source of this 867-nucleotide messenger RNA. RefSeq lists its product as uncharacterized. Lineage: Eukaryota; Metazoa; Arthropoda; Branchiopoda; Diplostraca; Daphniidae. The transcript has 4 exons. The record is from RefSeq and is a predicted model, not a curated record. The coding region runs from base 306 to 677 and encodes 123 amino acids.